Racocetra fulgida is the source of this 283-nucleotide messenger RNA. Lineage: Eukaryota; Fungi; Glomeromycota; Glomeromycetes; Diversisporales; Gigasporaceae. The record is from the annotation of a GenBank genome assembly.
AUGUUCGGUUUUGUAUCAACCUAUAAAUUACUGGCAACUGCACUCAAAUCAUCCCCUCGUGCUGUGGGUGGUGCUCUAAGAGUUAAUCCAUUUGCACCUUCGCCUAUACCUUGCCACCGUGUUAUCGCCUCUGAUUUUUUUAUUGGUGGAUUUGACGGUGAAUGGUUUAAACGUCAGCAUCAAAACAAUACUAAAAAACGUAAUGAUGAUGAUAUUAUGGAAGAUAAAAUUGGUUGUAAGCUUGAUAGAUUAAAAAAAGAAGGAAUUUUUUUUGACAAGGAGG